GGGUGCGCGUGUGGGGUAGGUACGGCCGAGUGCUGCGGACGGGGCGCGGAGCGCCGCCCCGGAGGUGGCUGGGGUCGAUGAUUCACUGCCAGCAUGACUACAGGGGGGCCGGCGGCGGCGGGCCACAGUCGCUCGCCGGCGGUCGGAGGAGGUGCACCGAGAACCGCUCCAGUUCCCACCAUGGCCGCUUCACUGCAGCUGGGAGUGGUGAUCGCAGUGGUGCUGGUGAUCCACACCACUGGUGCCAACCCGACGCUGAAGGACUCUCCGCCCGAGAGCAUCAUCGAGGCGGCGACCUACCUGGCUCGAUAUGGGUACUCGUCAUCCAGUCCCACGGAGGACAAGUCGGGUGCGCUGGUAUCGCUCUCCUCCAAUCUGGAGGAGUUUCAGCGGUUCGCCGGACUGAAGGUGACGGGUGUUCUGGACGAGGCAACCAUCGAGAAGAUGCGCGAGCCACGCUGUGGUGUGAAGGACAAGCUGGGGCCGAGCUACCGCGCCCGGCGGCGGAAGCGUUACGCUCUCCAGGGCAGCCGCUGGAGGACCAAGACCCUGAGGUACAAGAUCAUGAGCUGGCCGUCGAAUCUGCUGGACAACAAGGACGGUGUGCGGGACGUUAUUCUGGAGUCCUUCAAGGCCUGGUCGGACGUCUCGGGCUUGUCCUUCGAGGAGGUGGGCUCCGGCUCCAAGUCCAACAUCGAAAUCAGGUUCGCCAGCGGUGACCACGGCGACGGCGACGCCUUUGACGGCCCGGGCGGCACGCUGGCGCACGCCUUCUUCCCCAUCUACGGCGGUGACGCGCACUUUGACGACAGCGAGAACUGGAAGGUGGACCCGCGAAAGCGGGGCGGGAUCGACAUGUUCACGGUGGCCGCCCACGAGUUCGGCCACAGCCUGGGCCUCUCUCACUCGGACGUGAACGAGGCACUGAUGGCGCCCUUCUACAAGCCGCCCAGCCUCGACCGGGACGUCAUCAAGGAGGACGACAUCAAGGCCAUCCAGGAGCUGUACGGUCCUCCGGCGGCGGACGCGGCGCCGGCGCCCGAUCCGCGCGAGCCGUCCUCGCCGGGUGACCGCGAGGACCCGGACCCGAUCCUCUGCCAGGACAGCGCCGUCGACGCCAUGCUCACCAUCGAUGUCAACGGUCAGAAGAGGACGUACGUGUUCAAGGGAGACCACUACUGGCGUCUGACCAGCUCGGGGGUGGAGAAGGGCUACCCGCGCCUCAUCAGGGAAAUGUGGGGAGGCGUGCCGGACAACCUGGACGCCAUCCUGCCCUACGAGGAGGCCGACAGAGUCUACUUCUUCAAGGGCAGCCAGUACUGGCGGAUGACCGGCCUCAAGCUGGAUUCCGGCUACCCGAAACCCAUCUCGGCCGGAUUCCCGGGAAUCCCCGACAACCUGGACGCCGCCUUCAAAUGGCGCGCCAACGGCAAGAUGUACUUCUUCAAGGGCUCGCAGUACUGGCGGUUUGACAGCGAGCUGGAGACCACAGGCCGGCCGGGCGUCAGCGACAAGUACCCGCAGCCGAUCAGCAUCUGGCAGGGCAUUCCCAACAACAUCGACAGCGUGCUCAUCUACGAGAACAAGCGCACCUACUUCUUCAAGGGAGACUCGUACUAUCGGUUCAACGACGCCGCCUUCUCGGUGGACGCCUCCUACCCCCGCUCCACAGCCGAGUACUGGUUCGGAUGUACGGGCCAGAUCUCCAAUCUGGUGACACCGUCCAGCGACAACCCGUCAGACUACAGCGGAAAUGACGAAGGUCCCUGGAAAUCGUCUACGAUUUUCUCCUCGUAAUUUUCCAUUCAGUGCGAGUGAUGGGGUUCGGCGACUUUCUGCCGAGGAUCGGCGGCUCCGGCGCCGGAGGUCUUCUGCCCAGCCUGCUGCUGCUGCUGCUGAGCUCAGCCGUGCUGGCUGCUGCGCGCUGCUGAGACGGCUGAUCAGCGGUCUGUUGCUGGUUAGGAAGUGCAGUCUCCCGGGAGCAUAUCAAAGACUCUGAGAAAGACGUGUGUCGGAGACGAAGUCACGGUCAGUGUGUCUGCCGCAGUGUCACGUAGUCUCAGUUUCGGAGUCAGUGUCGCGGCGGCAGUAUUCCAGACUUAUUGUCGAGGGCAGUCCCCCGGUGCCUGGCGACACAGUAGUUACAGUGACGGAUAUCGGCCAGUAAGUUGACACCUCGUCUGAGCGGUGUCAGUGUGUGUUGUCUACGCCUGCCGUGCGGCCUCCGUACAAGGACGGGUGGGAUGCGGACCGGCCGCCCCGACCGUCGGACAGCGGAGCUGACCGAUGUAAUGUUUACAAUCCCACCGCCCUGUCCAGCGUCCCAGCGGAACAGAGACACUCCUACUAGCGGGGGGGGGGGGGGGCUGACUCAGCUGACCGACUCAGCUGGACUGACUCAGCUGGACUGAGUCGUCGGAAGCUGAGUCAAGAAGUACAGCACGGCGCUCGAAUCCUAGGAACGUGACUCGUCAGUGGAUAUGUUAUUGAACCGGGAACCGAGCUGGCUCACGGAGCACUGCCCGCACAAUGAAUGGAAGAGUCGGCUCACGGGGCGGACUGGAGCGCACGUGAUGUCGUGAGGUCACGGGGAGGGAGGGGUAAACGGGAUCCGGGCAUUAGGAGUCGGCCGAACCGGCGCCUUCUGUGAUAGAAUAUGUGUCCGGCGCGUCGGCCGAUUAGUCGAGCUGUGAGCUCGCGGUGAACGCAGAACGGCUCACAUGUUCACGAUAGAAACCAUACUGUGUAGUGUGUGUGCUCUUGUGUGUAUGUAUGUGUUGUUGUGUAUGUGUGUCGAUAGUUAUCACGAGCCAGUAAACACAUAGUUGAACAGAGACAAGCUCCGACUAAACGGCGCUGGCGACGGAGCUAUUGGUGCUAUUCUACAGCCCUAUUUAGUCAAUAUCACUGCUGGAUUAUAUGAAAUGUUUGAGAUAUGUGUUUAUGUGUCAUUAGUGUAUGUUAAUUAUCGAAACUGAAUCUCCUAUAGGAGUUCCGGCCAUUAUCACAACAAAUGUCAGCGAUUAUCCAUGCAUAUUCAUGAUAAAUACAUGCUAACACCAUACACAUUACACAAAA
Molecule: messenger RNA, 3078 nt
Organism: Amphibalanus amphitrite
Lineage: Eukaryota; Metazoa; Arthropoda; Thecostraca; Balanomorpha; Balanidae
Product: matrix metalloproteinase-24-like
Exons: 10
Coding region: 94-1797 (567 amino acids)
Biological process (GO): extracellular matrix organization; collagen catabolic process; proteolysis
Cellular component (GO): extracellular matrix
Molecular function (GO): zinc ion binding; metalloendopeptidase activity
Source: RefSeq, a predicted model, not a curated record